GUUUCACCCGCUCUGCUCGGCCUCGCACCGAAAUCUUCUCCUCUUAUAUACUUUCCAUUAUUUCAAUCUUUUUAGUAGUUAAGGUGGCUGGAGGGACGAAAAAGCCCAGUGGAGAGAUGGAAAAGGGUAAUGCUAAUGUAGGCUGUGACUUAAGAAAGCAGGAGGAGGUUAUGGAAGUGACUGGAUUGGGACUUUCCAACAAGAAAGAUGAGAACUUUGGAGAGUGGUACUCUGAGGUAGUUUUGAAGGGGGAAUUGAUUGAGUACCAUCCUAUUUCUGGCUGUUAUGUUCUGAGGCCUUGGACAAUGUCAAUCUGGAAUGCCAUGAAAAAAUUUUUUGAUGCUGAGAUCGAGAAAUUGGGGAUCGUGGACGCAAAGUUUCCUCUUUUUGUAAAUUCUGAUGAUUUGCGAAGGGAGAAGGAUCACAUAGAUGGUUUUGCACCAGAGGUUGCUUGGGUGACUAAAACUGGGAAAUCUGAUUUGGAAGUGCCAAUAGCCAUUCGCCCAACUAGUGAGACUGUAAUGUAUCCGUACUUUUCAAAGUGGGUCAGAGAACACCAUGACCUUCCUUUGAAACUUAACCAGUGGUGUAAUGUUGUUCGGUGGGAGUUUAGCAAUCCUACUCCAUUUAUCAGGAGCCGUGAAUUUGAUUGGCAGGAAGGGCAUACUGCUUUUGCAACAAAGGAAGAAGCAGAUGCAGAUGUUGAAGAAAUAUUGGAAUUAUAUAGACGGAUAUAUGAAGAAUACUUGGCUGUUCCUGUUAUAAAGGGCAAGAAGAGUGAGUUGGAAAAGUUUUCUGGUGGACUUUACACAACAACUGUCGAGGCUUUUAUUCCUAAUACUGGUCGUGGCAUACAAGGUGCAACUUCACAUUCUCUAGGUCAAAAUUUUGCAAAAGUGUUCAAUAUAAACUUCCAGAAUGAGAAAGGAGAGAAGGCUAUGGUCUGGCAGAACUCUUGGGCCUUUAGCACUCGAACGAUUGGGGUCAUGGUGAUGGUUCAUGGGGAUGAUAAAGGCUUGGUUCUGCCACCUAAAGUUGCUUCUGCCCAAGUUAUUGUUGUUCCUGUGCCAUACAAGGAUGCUGAUAGUCGAGAAAUUUUUCACGCCUGCACCAGUACUGUGAAUACCUUGAAGAAAGCAGGCAUUCGUGUUUUGGCAGAUUUUAGGGACUACUCUCCUGGUUGGAAGUACUCACAUUGGGAAAUGAAAGGUGUUCCUCUAAGGAUUGAAAUUGGGCCAAAAGACUUGAGAAAUGGUCAGGUACGUGUUGUUUGUCGUGACAACUCAGCAAAAAUAGAUGUACCUGUGGCAAACUUGGUUGAACAAGUAAAUCAACUGCUAGCCACUAUUCAACAAAGGCUAUUUGAGGUGGCGAAACAAAAACGAGAUGCUUGCACUCAGAUUGUUACGACAUGGGAUGAAUUUAUUGAAGCACUUGGCCAAAGGAAAUUGAUCUUAGCUCCUUGGUGUGAUGAGAAGGAAGUGGAGAAGGUGGUGAAAGCAAGGACUAGGAAUGAGAUGGGAGCAUGUAAAACUCUCUGUUCGCCAUUUGAACAGCCAAAACUUCCUGAAGGUACAUUGUGCUUUGCUUCCGGCAAGAUUGCAAAGAAAUGGACAUACUGGGGCCGGAGAUGCUAAAACCUUUAGAAGCAUGCUACAACUGCAGCAUCACUAGAAAUUUGGUGUUCUUUUCCCCCUUUUACAUGACCUGUCAUCAAAAAUGGGUUUCUAGCAAUAUAUGAUAGCAUUUUCUUCUUCUUCUUUUUAAAUAAAAGUUGUAAACAACUAUGUUAUGCUUGCCCUCUUACUGAAGCUACUUUGUAUGCAACAAGUGGCUGACGCUAUUUGGGAAUUUCAGUCUUAAGUAAUUAGAAGGUAUUUGAAAGAAGUGGAGUAAUUAAACUCUUAACC
This is a messenger RNA of Ziziphus jujuba (common jujube), 1910 nucleotides long. RefSeq names its product proline--tRNA ligase, cytoplasmic. Gene Ontology annotation, biological process: prolyl-tRNA aminoacylation. Gene Ontology annotation, molecular function: proline-tRNA ligase activity; ATP binding. Bases 117 to 1637 code for a protein of 506 amino acids. The transcript is spliced from 12 exons. Gene Ontology annotation, cellular component: aminoacyl-tRNA synthetase multienzyme complex; cytoplasm. The record is from RefSeq and is a predicted model, not a curated record. NCBI's taxonomy places the organism in Eukaryota, Viridiplantae, Streptophyta, Magnoliopsida, Rosales, Rhamnaceae.